AUGGCUUCUCCUCAGAUAAUCCGUACCCCGAUCACUGAUCUGCUAAAGAUCAACCACCCAGUUCUGCUGGCUGGUAUGAAUGUCGCUGCCGGUCCCAAGCUGGCAGCUGCAGUGACCAACGCUGGUGGUCUGGGUGUCAUCGGUGGUGUUGGUUACACCCCCGAUAUGCUGCGUGAGCAGAUCGCCGAACUUAAGGGAUACCUGAAUGACAAGAACGCCCCAUUUGGCGUUGAUUUGCUUCUUCCUCAAGUUGGUGGUAGUGCCCGUAAAACAAAGGCAAGCUUAACGAGCUUGUGGAUAUCAUUAUCGCAGAACGUGCGACCCUCUUCGUCUCCGCUGUCGGUGUUCCCCCCCAAGGCUGUUGUUGACAAACUCCAUGGCGCUGGUAUCGUCUGCAUGAAUAUGAUCGGUCACCCCAAGCACGUCGCUAAGGCUCUGGACGUUGGCAUUGAUAUUAUCUGCGCCCAGGGUGGUGAGGGUGGUGGCCACACCGGUGACGUUCCUACAACUAUCCUUAUUCCCACUGUUGCCAAGCUGGUUAAGGGCAAGAAGAGCCCUUUGACUGGCCAGGACGUGCAGGUCAUCGCUGCUGGUGGUCUGUUCAACGGUAACUCGGUUGCCGCUGCUCUGAUGCUCGGUGCUUCGGCUGUUUGGAUCGGUACACGUUUCAUCUUGGCUGAUGAGGCUGGUGCUCCUAAGGCCCACCAAGAGGCCGUCCGUACCGCUGGCUUCGAGGACAACAUUCGUACAAUCAUCUUCACUGGCCGCCCCCUGCGUGUCCGCAAGAACCCGUACAUUCUCAACUGGGAAGAGAACCGUGCCGAUGAGAUCAAGAAGCUUACUGCCAAGGGUAUCAUUCCCGUAGAGCACGACUUCGAGAACCUUCCUGAUGAUGUUGACGAUGAAACCCUGGACAACGCCCGUCCCUUCCUGAUGGGCAAGGUCUCCGCUGUAGUCGACGAGAAGAAGUCUGCCAAGGCUAUCGUGGAUGAACUUGUCAAUGAUGCUGCUGCCUUGCUGAAGAAGGGUAACCAGAUGGUCGCCAAGCUGUAA
Molecule: messenger RNA, 1053 nt
Organism: Penicillium malachiteum
Lineage: Eukaryota; Fungi; Ascomycota; Eurotiomycetes; Eurotiales; Aspergillaceae
Product: nitronate monooxygenase
Exons: 4
Coding region: 1-1053 (350 amino acids)
Molecular function (GO): nitronate monooxygenase activity
Source: RefSeq, a predicted model, not a curated record